AGAAUGGAACACUUGGGUUUGAUUUGAUGAAAAAACAAUGAACGCAGUGAGGCGUAGAUUGCUGCAUAGUCUUUGUGGCAAUGCCCCGACAGAAACAUUGAAGAGAAAGGCAUUGGAAUUGGAGAAGAAGAGGAAGACGAGGAGGUCCAAGAGUAAGGAUCAGUUCAUCGUUCCAGUUCCCGAAUCCUUAUCCUACCUCGACACCGCCACCAUGCCCAUGAUUGCCGUUGCCGUUGGAGUCGCUAUCUUCGCCAAGCUCCUCAUGAUGUUAGAUGAAUCGAGAUCCCAGGAAUUGCUAGAGCGUAAGAUAAAGAAUGCUCCUGCUGGUCAAGGCACCGUGAGAAUGCUCACCAAAGAGGAGUGGGAGAAGUUUCGAGAAAUCAGGCCCAGGACUCCAUUUGAGUCUAAGUUUUCCCGCCCCAAUUCCAGAAUAAGAACAGGAGAACCUUUGCAUAUGGAGGAUGUAAAGGAUUGGACAACCGAUGUUCUCAUGGAUGCCCUUCAUAGAGUUGAAGAGUAUGGUAAACAUUCUUCUAAGUAAUGUAACUUGUCCUAAGCUUAACAUUGUAUUGCCCCUGUUCUUGUUUUUUUUUUUUUUUCCUUUAUAUAGUUCUUAAUACAAAUAUUUUGGAGUACUUUGUUUUGUGCCGAUCUCUCUGGUGAGAUGGCAUGGGAUCACUAACUACCACAGUUACCAACAUUUUCAGCCGGGAAAAUUUCAUAAUUAUUUU
This is a messenger RNA of Abrus precatorius (Indian licorice), 731 nucleotides long. RefSeq lists its product as uncharacterized. The record is from RefSeq and is a predicted model, not a curated record. The transcript is spliced from 3 exons. Bases 38 to 541 code for a protein of 167 amino acids. NCBI's taxonomy places the organism in Eukaryota, Viridiplantae, Streptophyta, Magnoliopsida, Fabales, Fabaceae.